UGAUUGGUUAUUUUAAGCAGGGAAGUUUGCCGGCGUGGUAGGCAGUCUCACUCACAUUGGUGUCGCCCAUACGCUCUUGCUUAGCCUUCCCGCUACUGCGCAGCUCGACCCGGCCAAAGCUAUUCAGCCAGCCCCCUGUGUCUAUUUGCCCCUUCUGAGCAGCAUGUCUGAUUACGGCGCUCUGCCGACUAAUGGAGUCGGCGCGGGGAUGAAAAACGACGCUUUUGCAGAUGCUGUACAACGAGCCAGACAGAUUGCAGCUAAAAUUGGUGGAGACGGUGUUCCUUCAGUGAGCAACAACGGAGGAGCUGAGAACUAUCCAUUCACAGCACAGAAACGAUCCCUGGAAGAAGCAGAUGAACCCGAUGCCAAGAAGGUAGCAUCACAGAACGAAAUGGAUUCUCCAUUGUCUAUUGAAGCUCAGCUGGCUGCUCUGUCCCAACAAAGUGUCAGGCCCUCCACAAUGACAGAAGAGUACAGGGUGCCUGAUGGCAUGGUCGGUCUGAUCAUCGGUCGAGGAGGUGAACAGAUUAACAAAAUACAGCAGGAUUCUGGCUGCAAGGUCCAGAUUGCGCAUGACAGUGCCGGUCUUUCAGAAAGAAGUGUUUCUCUGACGGGGUCACCAGAUGCUGUACAGAGAGCCAAGGCACUUAUAGAUGACAUAGUGUCAAGGGGUCAUGAGUCGACCAAUGGGCAGUCAGGUUCCAUGCAGGAGAUGAUCAUCCCUGCAGGCAAGGCCGGCCUUAUUAUAGGCAAAGGAGGAGAGACCAUCAAACAGCUACAGGAGCGGGCUGGAGUCAAAAUGAUUCUAAUUCAAGAUGGAUCCCAGCCACCCAACAUUGAUAAACCCCUGCGCAUCAUUGGAGACCCCUACAAAGUGCAGCAAGCAAAGGAGAUGGUUAAUGAGAUUCUACGAGACAGGGAUCAUGCAGGUUUUGGAGACAGGAAUGAAUAUGGAUCAAGGAUGGGAGGAGGUGGUGGUGGUGGCGGCGGCGGCAUCGAUAUAGCUGUGCCCCGUCACUCUGUUGGGGUUGUAAUUGGCCGAAGUGGGGAGAUGAUCAAGAAGAUCCAGAGUGACGCUGGAGUGAAGAUACAGUUUAAACCAGAUGAUGGUACCGGUCCUGAUAAAAUAGCCCAUAUUAUGGGUCCACCAGACCAGUGUCAGCAUGCUGCCUCAAUCAUCACUGACCUGCUACAGAGCAUCCGUGCCCGAGAGGAGGGUGGGCAGGGGGGCCCCCCAGGUCCUGGUGCAGGGAUGCCGCCUGGUGGGCGAGGACGCGGUAGAGGCCAGGGAAACUGGGGUCCUCCGGGGGGGGAGAUGACCUUCUCCAUUCCUGCUCACAAAUGUGGACUUGUUAUUGGCAGAGGAGGAGAGAAUGUCAAAUCCAUCAACCAACAGACCGGUGCAUUUGUGGAGAUAUCUCGUCAGCCACCGCCAAACGGUGACCCAAACUUCAAACUGUUCAUCAUCCGAGGGUCCCCACAACAGAUUGACCAUGCAAAGCAGCUCAUAGAAGAGAAGAUUGAGGCUCCGUUGUGUCCAGUGGGGGGUGGUCCUGGUCCAGGAGGCCCAGGUGGUCCAAUGGGUCCCUAUAAUCCCAACCCUUACAAUGCAGGGCCUCCUGGUGGUGCCCCUCACCCUGUCCUUCUCUGCAGUGGAGCUGCGCCUGGUGGCCCCCAGUUCUGUCCUCAGGGUUGGGGAAAUACCUAUCAGCAGUGGCAAGCUCCAGGUCCACAAGACCCGAAUAAGGCAGCAGCUGACCCGAAUGCAGCGUGGGCAGCCUACUAUGCACAGUAUUACGGCCAACAGCCAGGGGGAGCCAUGGCAGCCCAGGCUCCAGGAGCUGCCGCUGCAGCACCAGGGGACCAGGGCCAAGGAGCACAGGCCUCUGGGGGCCAGCCAGACUACACUAAAGCUUGGGAGGAAUACUACAAGAAGAUGGGCAUGACCCAGCCAGCUGGAGGGGCAGCAGCAGCUCCAGCUGCAGCAGCAGCAGCAGCAGCCGCCGCAGCAGCAGGAGGAGCUGCAGCUGGAAGCCAGCAGGACUACAGCGCAGCCUGGGCUGAAUACUAUAGACAGCAGGCUGCCUACUAUGGACAGGCAGGACAGGCGCCAGGACAGGCAGCUGCUCCACAGCAGGGACAACAGGCCCAGUAAACAAUUGGCUCGGUCUGUUGGACGGUUGUGAUGGCUCUCUGGACUUGUUUUUUUUCUAUCAAGAGAUUUCCUUUUUGGCUUUAAGACAAGACCAUGGUUUACUCAUCCACCCAGACAUUUUCUAUUCCAACCUUCUUGUUUGUUUUUUGUUUUUUUUUUAGUCAAAAUUGAAGAAAGGAAAAAGGGAACACAUUUUGUCCAUGCAUUGAACAAAGCACUAAAUAACUGCUUGGGCUACUAUUCAGUUUGCCCCUUCACCUCACCCACACCUUGUAAUACAUCCGAUCAUUUUUAAAAAAUGUGAAAUAAGCAUCUUUGCUUGCAAGCUAGCACAACAACAUCUCAACACUGACUCACAUUUAAGUAGUUUUUCCCCUUCAAUUUCCUGAGGGUAAAAAACAGUCUAGCAGUAUUUUGAAUAUAUCCAGAAAUUAUGUUUGUAAGAAGAAAAAAAAAUACAGAAAUGGGUUUUUUUUUUUCUGUGUAAUUUUUUUUUUUUAAACUUCAUUUUUAAAAAUAUUCACCGUAUUUAAGUUGCAGGUGUAUUUCUCCCUGCUAUCAUGAUUUCUUAGUUUUAAUUUUAUUCAUUGUAAUUUUCCAUAAGGGGGUCGUGUGUGUCUGUAUACAGUGUAUGCUACUGAACAGAAAACGUGUGUGAAUUGGCUGUGACUGUCCUGCAGUAUGUGGGUUGGUUCUGUGUGUGUGCAUGUAUGUGUUUGUGUGCUUGACUGCCCUCUGUUUAAUUUCUGUAUUGUUGGAGUUUGUUUCCCCCCCAAUAAGUUCCGUUACUGUAUGCUUUUUUUAAUGUUAUUUUUUACAGCUUGUUUUUAAAUACUUAAAAUAAAAACAUUCAAAUUA
Molecule: messenger RNA, 3016 nt
Organism: Siniperca chuatsi (mandarin fish)
Lineage: Eukaryota; Metazoa; Chordata; Actinopteri; Centrarchiformes; Sinipercidae
Product: KH-type splicing regulatory protein
Exons: 18
Coding region: 164-2158 (664 amino acids)
Biological process (GO): regulation of DNA-templated transcription
Cellular component (GO): cytoplasm; nucleus
Molecular function (GO): mRNA binding
Source: RefSeq, a predicted model, not a curated record